AUGUCUUCCAACCCAACCCCAACCCCACAGCAACAGCAAACCACCUACACCCCCACCACCACACACCCCGCAAGAAAAGACAGCCUCCCCCACCACCGCGCCCGCCUCUCCCGCAAACAGCACGAAAAACCCCUCCAACGACUCCGCCUCCAACUCUUCGACAACGAAAACGUCCUCUAUGCCGCCUUGGUCCAACAAGGGGGUGUAGUACCCGCGCGUGCGGGCGACGUUGUAUGCGGCAAACGGCUGGAUAGUUUGACGUAUCAUCGCGCUCAUCUUGGGCGUGUUUGGGUGGAGAGGGAGGUGGAGAGGGGGAUGUGUGGGGAGAUGGAUGGGGAAGAUGGAGAAGAGGGGGAGGAUGGAGAUGAAGAGGAGGAUUUGGAGAGGUUGGCGCUUUGUAGGGUUAGUUGUCGGAGUUACGAAUAUGAACGGUUUGUGGCGGAAAUGGGGGAGGGAGAUGAGGAUGUGGAGGAGGAGGAUGAGGAGGAUCUCGCGCUUUGCAGGGUCCCACAUCAUACCCGCGACUACUCGAACUUGAGUGACGGGGAUUACGACACUGGGGACGAUGAGGAUGAGGAUGAGGAUCUGAUGGGUUCGUUGGCGCUUUGUGCGCUUGAUAGUAUGGAGAUGCAUCGGAGUAGGCAGAAUAGUGCGGGUAGUGGGAAGAAGGGAAAGGGGCUGGUGAAGAGGGCUAUUGAGAUGGUUUUUAAGCGCGGGGAGAAGGGUGAAGAUCAGGGAAUAGGUGCAUAG
Molecule: messenger RNA, 750 nt
Organism: Pyrenophora tritici-repentis Pt-1C-BFP
Lineage: Eukaryota; Fungi; Ascomycota; Dothideomycetes; Pleosporales; Pleosporaceae
Source: RefSeq, a predicted model, not a curated record